Helobdella robusta is the source of this 4310-nucleotide messenger RNA. RefSeq lists its product as hypothetical. The transcript has 18 exons. Gene Ontology annotation, cellular component: COPII-coated ER to Golgi transport vesicle. Gene Ontology annotation, molecular function: protein binding; metal ion binding. Lineage: Eukaryota; Metazoa; Annelida; Clitellata; Rhynchobdellida; Glossiphoniidae. Bases 1 to 3318 code for a protein of 1105 amino acids. The record is from RefSeq and is a predicted model, not a curated record.
AUGGCUCAACGGAAAACGGAAUUUGGUCCAUCUGCUCAACCGUCUGCUUUGUUGAUGGUGUCUCCAGAAGAAAUGAAUUUUAGCUUGCUGUCCAACAUGAACACAAACCUGGGGAACAACAACAUUCCGACAUUGAUCCCCGUUCGGUCGCCUCCGUCUCCAACUAAUUCUGACUUGCUGUUGGCAGACGAAGGGGAUGUUGAUAGUUUUGUGGGACAGAUAUCAGUUAGUUCAUCACAGCUACCAUUGCAAAAUUCCCAGCAACAGGGCCCCACUUCAUUUACUAGUCAGGUAACUAACUAUAUCACUCGUUCCAUCGGUGCAGUCAACCAGAUCAACAACAAAUUUGAUGUCGGGUUCAACAAUCAGCAAACUGAAUUCAUAUCAUCUACUUCAUUGGGGUAUAAUUCAAAUUUUUCAUCAGCACCACCUACAAAUUACAAUGCUCAAUUUGGCAAUGCCCACCUACCCCUUCCACCAUCAUCCUCAUCAUCUUCAUCAUCCUCAUCUUCUCAGUAUCGGCACACAGGAAAAUUUCAAUACGUUGUUCCGCCAGAGUGUUUACCGUCAACUGCUCAACAACAGCCACCACCAUCAAUUUAUAAUAAUCUUCCUCAAAACCGACCUACCCCAACCAACCAAACAUUUUAUGCACCUCCACAACAACAAUUACCAUCUGCAUAUCCAGCUCCUAAUCAAGUUGCACUAGGUGGAUUCAACCAAAUUGAUCAGGGAGUAAGUAUUAACCCAGGAGUAAGUUAUGUUCCUCCUGAAUACCACUGGUUCUUCAGUAAAAAGAUUGAAGAUAAAAUUAUUUGGAUGCCAUUUUCUUUUGCUGAUUCCAAAAGACUUGAAGAAGCUUUUGAAAGUGGCUUGUCAGACAACCAGAUGGUGCCAGUAAAGGGCGGCCGAUAUGAUGUUGACAUGUCAAUGAAAAUGAUGCUACCUGUGUUCUGGACGGAAGAAGAAAUGGGCAAAGUUAUGAGGUGUUUGUGGUUUUAUAGGUCGGCCAGCGAAAAUGAGUUUGUUCCUUAUGAUGAAAUGUUCUCAGCUGGCAUUGAGGAGAGCUACAGACAAACAAUUCUAACGUGUGACUUCCACAAAAGACUUGCAUACCCUAACGGCGAAACGAUCAUCAUCCACACGCCAACCACCAUUGUCCACUAUCCAUCGUCAUCACAGCCUGAUGCCUGGGGGAACGUGGUUAAUGAUGUUAGACCUAGAGUAGUAAGAAGGGGUAUCUCAGAGUUUGAUAAUAUACCUAAAGAUGAAAGAGCAAAUGUUGAUCAUUUAGUAUUCAUUGUCCAAGGUUUCAAACCUAUGUUUGGUGUCAAUAACAGGAAGGUUACUGAAUAUGCUGAUGAUUUUCGACAAAUUGCUGACCAGAUGCUUACUGGCCACUUUGAAAAGCCUAUAAAUGAAGGAGUCGUCGGUCGAGUAGAAUUCAUCCCUAUCACCUGGUCACAUGAUCAGUAUCGUAAUGACGUCACUAACGUCGACAACAAAUUAAGAAGCAUAACACUGCCGAGAAUCAAUAAGCUGAGAACAUUCACAAAUGAAACGCUACUCGACAUCCUCUUCUUUACUAGUCCAUCACAUGCUCAAAAAACUGCCACCGAGUUGACUGACAAAUUGAACUUGACCUUCGACCUCUUUAAAUCACGUCACCCUCAGUUCAAGGGUGGUGUGUCUAUAAUUGGGCAUGGAAUCGGCAGUCUUAUUGUGUAUGAUCUGUUGUCCAAUCAGGGUGAAGGAAACAUUGAUAGUGCUGUAAAUAACCAGCCAAUAGUUUCUCACCUAGUUUCAACCAAUCAGCAUAAUGCAAAUCCUGUUGUCAAUAAUAUAGAUGGAAAGGUUAAACCACCAAGUUUUAUGACCUUGGAAGAAGUGAUGGGCAAAUUAAAUUUGAAGGAUUAUGAAGAUGUUUUCAUGAGAGAAAAGAUUGAUGUCUCAUCUCUCCUCCUUCUUACUGAUUCAGAUAUUAAGGAGAUUGGUCUUCCCCUAGGUCCCAGGAAGAAAAUUCAGGAAUUCAUAAAGGAGCAGAAGGAUAAAGAGUUUCUGGAAAAAUCUGAAGUAAAAGAAAAUCGACGACAACAACAACAAAUGCAACAACUAGAUCUAUUCACACAAUCAACAACAACAACAACUGCGACAUCAACGCAAUUUCAAUUUACAACUGACAAACUAAACGACCAAAACUACAAAGGAAUAGACAUCCAGCAACUCAACUACCCACUAUUAAAUUUCAAACUUUCAAAUUUCUUUGCCUUUGGCUCUCCUGUGGCCCUCUUGCUGGCCCUGAGGGGAGUGCACAGUCUGGGUGAUGAAUACAAACUGCCCACAUGUCCAGGGUACUACAACAUCUUCCAUCCGUACGACCCGCUUGCCUACCGCAUGGAGCCAUUGGUUCUACCGCAGGUACCCAGCAAGGCCGUCCUUAUCCCCCACCACAAGGGCAGGAAGAGGCUACACCUAGAAUUGAAAGAGAGUCUAGCCCGCAUUGGUUUUGACAUAAAGCAAAGAAUCGUAGAAUCAUUUCGAUCGACCUGGCGAACGAUCAACAACUUGGCAGCCACGUACAGAGGUGGCGCUGGUGUUUCGACGCCGGCCAUCUCAUCGCCAGCAGAAUUAAAAAUCAAUGAUGAGGACGUCGACAGUGAAGUUAGAAAUGUUCUGACUGAGAUUCAGCAACAGGCCGAUGAUGCUGGCUCAGUUGUAACGUCCAGUGUAGCAGAUGAAAUGGACUUGCCCAUAGGAGCAUUGAACCAGGGUCGUCGAAUUGAUUUUGUACUUCAGGAGAAGCCCAUCGAGAUAUUUAAUGAUUACCUCUUUGCUCUCGCUAGUUCGUCAUGCUAUUGGCAAUCUGAGGACACAGCUCUGCUGAUGUUGAAGGAGAUCUACCUGGAAAUGGGACUGGUGCCGCACAAACCUGGAAUGCCCAUCCUUCCAUCACAGCCCGGAUUCGCUGUGGUUCCUCCUCCGAAAACUGGUUUUGUUCAACCGGCAUUUAUUCCUCGUUAUCCGGCUCCUCCCACUAACGCUCCGUUGGCUCCUUCAACUAUCAUUCAACCGUACAACAUGCCUUCUUCUUAUGCUUCUCCUACUGGUCAGAUGCCGCCAUCCAAUCAUGAACAAGAUAGUUAUUUUAAUCAACAAGCCAAUUAUGCACUCACUAAUCCUAUUGGCGAACCAUUGAGACCGCCUGCCUAUCCAUCUGCUCUUAUUGGUGGUUUUGGUUUGCAGGGAUCGCCCAUGCCCGUCAGACCGGCCAAUCAAAUCACGGGACCGCCUCCUCGAAGUGGAUUUGUUAAAUUGUAAAUAUGCGUCGUCGUUAACUUUUAAUAUUGUAAUUAAAUAUCAUUUUGGUCAUUAAUUCUUAAUUACAUCAACAUAUAUCAGAUGUCGGUGUUGUCUCAUUUAUAUUUCAAGCGUUGAGAUCGCUGAUUGGUUUAACGUUUUAUCUUAAUCAUUUCGUAUAAUUUUCUUUGCGGUAGGUACCAUGAAUGAUUAUCGUGCUUUUCAUUCAUUUCAACUUACUUUUGCUUAGCUAAGCAGCAACUUCUACAUAUUAUUCGAUUUUCCAAAUGCAUUCAUUUUUGUUAUCAUUAUUAAUGUCAUUGUUGCUAUUUGUUAUACUUAGGUCGUUAUUGAUGUCAUUAAUGUCUCUCAGUUAUUUGUAGCAAUAACAACUGCCAAUGCAAACAUUUGAAAGUUGAUUUUUCGGCAAUCUUUGAGAGGCUUAAGGGUUAAAUUGGUGAUCUGUCCAGGAAGAAAGAUUCCCAUUGGUUUUUACCAACAACUACCAAAUUUUUCUUCAACCGUAUCAUUACAAGACAACUCUUAAUAAACUGGUGGAAAAAAGUUGGACUCGGAUUAAGGAAAUAAGCAUCUAAUACCCUCUGCUUGUAUUCAGUUUCUCCAUGUUUAGAUAGAUGAUUUUUCGGUUUUUUUUGUUUUGCUUAAUUAUUUAUUAGUUUGUUUUUCGUUAAAUAUAUUAUUUAUUUGAGUUCACUGAAAGGAUCUUAUAUUAUAAUUAUUAAACUACUUCGAAUCACUAUAAAUGUUUUUUUUAUCUUCGAUUUCAUCCAUAUAGUUCAAUAAAUGUAAGAAGCUGAUAGGCCAAAUCCUCUUUUAAAUUUGUAUUGACAGGUCGUACGUGACUUGCGUUUCUCGUUAACUCAACUUCACUGAAGAUUAUCAAUUAAUUCUAUUGUGUCAUUAUUUAUUGUUGAUGGUGGUUAUUAUUCUUAGUUGUUAUUAUUAUCGUUAUAAUUGUUAUUUAGUUAUAAUAAAAAACUAGAUUCGGUAAA